Messenger RNA from Budorcas taxicolor (takin), 2252 nucleotides. RefSeq names its product NUAK family kinase 2 (gene NUAK2). Gene Ontology annotation, biological process: microtubule cytoskeleton organization; intracellular signal transduction; protein phosphorylation. The record is from RefSeq and is a predicted model, not a curated record. Gene Ontology annotation, molecular function: tau-protein kinase activity; ATP binding; protein serine/threonine kinase activity. Lineage: Eukaryota; Metazoa; Chordata; Mammalia; Artiodactyla; Bovidae. The transcript has 7 exons. Gene Ontology annotation, cellular component: cytoplasm. The coding region runs from base 79 to 2013 and encodes 644 amino acids.
GGGCGUAAGCGGCACAGGUGUCCGGGUCUUCGGUUCUGUUGAGCCGCCGACCUCCUCCGCCCGCGCCCGCCGUCUGGCAUGGAGUCCUUGCCUUUCCCCCGGCGCCUCGGCCCUGCGCCCUCGGCCACUGCCGCGCUGGCCGCCGAGCUGGUCCGGCCCCUGGCCGACGGGCUUCUCAAGUCGCCCAAGCCCUUGAUGAAGAAGCAGGCGGUGAAGCGGCACCACCACAAGCACAACCUGCGACACCGCUACGAGUUCCUGGAGACCCUGGGCAAGGGGACUUACGGGAAGGUGAAGAAGGCGCGGGAGAGCUCCGGGCGCCUGGUGGCCAUCAAGUCAAUCCGGAAAGACAAAAUCAAAGAUGAGCAAGAUCUGAUGCACAUUCGGCGAGAGAUUGAGAUCAUGUCAUCACUCAACCACCCCCACAUCAUUGCCAUCCACGAAGUGUUUGAGAACAGCAGCAGGAUCGUGAUCGUCAUGGAGUACGCCAGCCGGGGUGACCUGUAUGACUACAUCAGCGGGCGGCAGCGGCUCAGCGAGCGUGAGGCCAGGCACUUCUUCCGGCAAAUCGUCUCCGCCGUGCACUACUGCCACCAGAACGGGGUUGUCCACCGGGAUCUCAAACUGGAGAAUAUCCUCUUAGAUGCCAACGGAAAUAUCAAGAUUGCUGACUUUGGCCUCUCCAACCUCUACCACCAAGGCAAGUUCCUGCAGACGUUCUGCGGGAGCCCCCUCUACGCUUCGCCGGAGAUCGUCAAUGGAAAGCCCUACACAGGACCAGAGGUGGACAGCUGGUCCCUGGGCGUUCUCCUCUACAUCUUGGUGCAUGGCUCCAUGCCCUUUGAUGGGCAGGACCACAAGACGCUGGUGAAACAGAUCAGCAAUGGGGCCUACCGGCAGCCGCCUAAACCCUCUGAUGCCUGUGGCCUGAUCCGGUGGCUACUGAUGGUGAACCCUACCCGCCGGGCCACCCUGGAGGACGUGGCCAGCCACUGGUGGGUCAACUGGGGCUACACCACCCGUGUCGGGGAGCAGGGGGCCCCGCACGAGGGCGGGCACCCCAGCAGCGACCCUGGCCGGACCUCCGUGGCUCAGUGGCUGUGGCGCUCCUCCCGACCCCUCCUGGAGAACGGCGCCAAGGUCUGCAGCUUCUUGAAGCAGCAGGCGCCGGGCGGCAGGGCCCUCGCCCCUGGCCUGGAGCGCCAGCACUCGCUCAAGAAGUCCCGCAAGGAGAACGCCAUGGCCCAGACCUUCCAGGGGGCCCCAGCCACUGAUGCCUCCCCUCGCCCUGGGAAGGGUGGCCUCAAGCUGCCGAAAGGCAUUCUCAAGAAGAAGACAUCAAAUCCCGCAGAGGGGGCAAUGCAGGGCCCUGAGCCCGGCCCCAGCCCCGCCAACCCAGGCCAGGCUGGCCCGCCGCUCCCCAAGAAGGGCAUCCUCAAGAAGGCGCGCCAGCGGGAGUCCGGCUACUACUCCUCACCUGAGCCCAGCGAGUCUGGGGAGCUCUUGGAUGCCGGGGACGUGUUUGUGAGUGGGGAUACGGAUGCCGGGAACGUGUUUGUGAGUGGGGAUACCAUGGAGCACAAGCCCCCUCCAGCCUCGGGGCGGCUGCCGCAUCGCAAGGGCAUUCUCAAACACAACGGCAAGUUCUCGCACGCAGCCCUGGAGCACACAGCACCCACCACCUUCGGCUCUUUGGAUGAACUGGCCUCCCCGCGCCCUCCAGCCCGGGCCAGCCACCCCUCGGGGGCUGUGAGUGAGGAUAGCAUCCUGUCCUCUGAGUCCUUUGACCAGCUGGACUUGCCCGAACGGCUCCCCGAGCCCCCUCUGCGGGGCUCUGUGUCUGUGGACAACCUCAUGGGGCUGGAGGCGCCCCCGUUGGAGGGCCCCGGAAGCCGAGGCCUGAGGCGCUGGAGGCAGGACCCCCUGGGGACUAGCUGCUUUUCCCUGCUGGACUGCCCGGAGGGGACGGAGGGCGGCCAGCAGGGACUGAGGGUCUGCUCGGAGCUCAGCUGAAGAGGGGGUAUUGCCCAUGCGAGCAGGCUCUGAGAUGCAGCUGGAUGCACCCUAAGGGGGAGGCUGCCUUCUUCCCUGCCUCCCAGGACCCGCAUCCCAGCCCAGAAGGCUGAGGUGGUUUCAGUUGAGCCAUGGGGAGGGCUGGAUGUGGGCAGUGGGCAAGUGAAGUGCGUUGAGGGUUCAAUGUCUUCAGCCCCAUGGAACCAAGAAGGUAGCUCUAGAGGGGAAAUGAGUAGAGA